Messenger RNA from Sinocyclocheilus rhinocerous, 5457 nucleotides. Its product is annotated as C-Jun-amino-terminal kinase-interacting protein 3-like. Bases 616 to 4536 code for a protein of 1306 amino acids. The record is from RefSeq and is a predicted model, not a curated record. Gene Ontology annotation, molecular function: kinesin binding; MAP kinase scaffold activity; signaling receptor complex adaptor activity. Gene Ontology annotation, biological process: vesicle-mediated transport. NCBI's taxonomy places the organism in Eukaryota, Metazoa, Chordata, Actinopteri, Cypriniformes, Cyprinidae. Gene Ontology annotation, cellular component: cytoplasm. The transcript is spliced from 34 exons.
ACCCCCGCCGCCCUGUCAACCACCGGAUUGAUUUGUAAUGCCAAAAAUGACCAGUCUGACAUAACGCUAGAAAAGCAAUAUCCGAUUGACUAUAACAACGAGAGCCCGCAGGCAUAUCGCACGGUAGCUAUUUAUUCCCGUAUUUAUUUAUUUAUAUUCGUUUUUAUCCCCUUCCAUUGAUUUUUCAGUAACGGCUGGGCUCGCGGGCUGCGGCUGCUGAGAGGCAGGUGCAUCGUCAGACAGACGCUCGUUGGGCGUGAUGUGAUGGAUUCCGCUCCAGUGCAGCGAUGAGACGGACGCAACCGGAGAAUCACCGAGUAGCAGCGAGGCGCGUGUGAUCGAGCUGCCGACACUGUGGCGCAGGAGCACGGGCGGGCAAGAGGGCUCGGCCCCUCGCGAGCGCUCCGUCUGAUCAACAAAUAUUGAAUAUUAAGCGCCCGUACGUCCCGAAACACGGCUGUUGCUGGUGGGAUCGGGCCGUGGAGCGAAGUAGCAUCAUGUGCACCUGAUGACAUUGUCAUGAAUUCAUAGAAGCCAUUUCGCCAUUUCGAUUCGUGUCGCCGGUUUACUAUUUAUUCUUCCUCUAAUAACGAGUUUCGAUCAGACGCCGCCAGGAUGAUGGAGCUGGACGAGGUGGUGUACCAGGACGAUUAUGGGGCAGUGUCUGUCAUGUCAGAGCGGGUGUCGGGCCUGGCCAGCGGCAUUUACCGGGAGUUCGAGCGCCUCAUCAAAAGCUACGAUGAGGAGGUGUUGAAGGAGCUGAUGCCGCUGGUGGUGAACGUCCUGGAGAACCUCGACUCGGUGUUAACGGAGAACCAGGAGCACGAGGUGGAGCUGGAACUUCUCAAGGAGGACAACGAGCAACUCAUCACGCAGUAUGAGCGGGAGAAAGCGCUGCGCAAACAGGCGGAGGAGAAGUUCAUUGAAUAUGAAGAUGUCUUGGAGGCAGACAAGAAGGAGUUGCAGUCCAUGUUGGAGACUUUGGAGCUACAAACAAAACAACUCGAGCUGAAGGCCAAGAACUAUGCUGACCAGAUCUCUCGUCUGGAAGAACGAGAAUCAGACAUGAAGAAAGAGUAUAACGCCCUUCACCAGCGCCAUACAGAGAUGAUACAGACAUAUGUGGAACACAUUGAGCGUUCAAAGAUGCAACAGACAGGCAGCAACCAGUCUGAAUCUACAGGCUGCGGACGGGCUCCACGACACAACAAGAGGAAAAGUAAAACAGAGCGCCCCCCAUCACUGAGUUUGUUUCCUGGCGGAGAUGGCAUGGAGGAUGGCUCAGAUUCAGACUCCGUCGCAGCCACGCCCAGCAGCACAGGGAGCAAAUCAAACACUCCCACCUCAUCUGUUCCCUCGGCAACAGUUACCCCUCUGAAUGAUGGGCUGGUAUCGGUGGGAGAGUUCGACAUGUCCCGUAGGCGGGGCCGCAAGAAUGCAAAGCGUCUUAGUAGAAACAUGGAGGUGCAGGUCUCUCAGGAAACCAGGAACGUCAGCAUUGGUAUGGGCAGUAGUGAUGAAUGGUCAGAGUUUCAGGAAAUUAUAGACUCAACACCAGAGCUAGAUAUGUGCUUGGACCCUCGAAUCUUCGGAGGAAGAAACAGUCCUUCUCAGGGCAUAGUGAAUGAGGCAUUCGGCAUCAACACAGACUCUCUGUACCAUGAGAUCAAAGACGCCAAGUCUGACAUCAUCGGUGAUGUGGACGCAGGAGCCGAACUUCUCGGGGAAUUCUCAGUCCGGGAUGAUUUCUUUGGCAUGGGGAAAGAGGUGGAAAAUCUGCUAACAGAGAACAAAAAACUACUGGAGACCAAGAAUGCCCUGAAUAUUGUGAAGAAUGACCUGAUUGCUAAAGUAGAUGAGCUGUCGAGUGAACAGGAAGUUCUCCGGGAAGAGCUGGAAACAGUGAAACAGUCCAAGAGCAAAGUGGACCAGAGAGUGAAAGAACUGGAGGAAGAGCUAAAGAGGUUGAGAGCUGAAGCUUUAGGAGUAUCUCAGGACUCUAAAGAUGAGGGCGGAGAGGAUUACUCAUCUCCACUGCAGGACGAUGUGGCCAUGACACAGAGACGACGGUUCACACGUGUAGAGAUGGCCCGUGUGCUGAUGGAGCGCAACCAGUACAAGGAAAGACUGAUGGAGCUUCAGGAAGCUGUGCGCUGGACCGAGAUGAUCAGGGCAUCUCGAGAGAGUCCUCUACCAGAGAAAAAGAAGUCCAUAAUCUGGCAGUUCUUUGCACGCCUUUUUAGUUCAUCUGCGAGCCCUCCUCCAGUGAAACGGCUGUACACCAGUGUCAACAUUCACUACAAGUCUCCCUCUCCUGCUGGCUACAACCAGAGACGCUCCCAAACCAUGUGCCAGAUCUCCACCUCCAGCUGCAUACUGGAGUUCAUGCCUGAAGAACUGCCCAGUAAUGGUGUUGCGUCUCUCCUCAGCGAUUCUGCGCUCUGUACACGCAGAGAGCAGCGUCGAGAGCAGUACCGGCAGGUGCGCGAGCACAUGCGCCGGAAGGACGGCCCCAUGCAGACCUGUGGCUGGAGUGUCCCGUCCCGAUUGAAACAGAACGGCUCCCAGGCGGACAGCGCUCAAGAUGCCACAGCGAAGAGGACGCAGGCCAAUGAGAAAGAGGAUAAUCGCAUGAAAAAUGUCCCUGUGCCAGUUUACUGCCGCCCUCUAGUUGAGAAAGACCCCAACAGGAAGCUAUGGUGUGCUGCUGGUGUGGAUCUCACUGGCUGGAAGACACCCAAUCAGGAGACUGCAGCUGUGAAGCUGUCCAAUGGCUCAGAUCCUUUGACUGCUGAAGAUGAAGGCGGAGACAGCAAGAGUGAGCAGAGCUCACCAGAGAAAAAGAAGCCUAAAGAACUGCAUGAGACUGACUCCAUGAGCAGCCGCGUGUGGAUUCUGACCAGCACUCAUUCAGCCAGUAAAGUGGUGAUUAUCGACGCAAACCAGCCCUGCUCACUGGUCGACCAGUUUAAUGUGUGUAAUGCCCAUGUGCUGUGCAUCUCCAGUGUACCAGCGGCCAGUGAGAGCGAUUACCCAGCAGGUGAGAUAUUUCUGGAGCAGCAGGCUGGAGAUGGGCCUUCAGAGGAGAAGGGUGGAGUGGAGGGCAUGCUGGCGGGGAUCACCAUCGUGGGCUGUGCCACUAACUGCAGCGUAGUGCGCAGCAACUGCUCCUCUCGCACCGACACACCUGUGCAGGACCGAAGCCAAGCUCCUACAGCUCCAGUGUGCAGAAGCCUAGCAGUGUCACAGUCUGCGGAGGAAGCCACAGAAGCCAUUGAGGUGUCUGAGGAGGCAGGGCCUAAUGAGAAUGAGGACAGCACACUCGGACCUUUCACCGAGCAUGUCUUUACUGACAACACACACAGUGAAGCAGGUGUGCCGAAGGAGCAAGUGACAUCAGCCCCCACAGACUCAGAAGAGGCAGGAGACGACCGGGCGGGAACAAGUGCUGCCCCAACCAUGUGGCUGGGAGCCCAAAAUGGCUGGCUUUAUGUCCACUCUGCAGUGGCCAACUGGAAGAAAUGCCUCCAUUCUAUCAAACUCAAAGACUCUGUACUGAGUUUGGUACAUGUGAAAGGGAGAGUUUUGGUUGCGUUAGCUGAUGGAACUCUUGCAAUCUUCCACAGAGCUGAAGAUGGACAAUGGGAUCUAUCUAACUAUCAUCUUAUGGAUCUGGGAAGACCCCACCACUCCAUCCGAUGCAUGGCUGUGGUUCAUGACAAAGUCUGGUGUGGAAACAAGAACAAGAUCCAUGUGAUCCAGCCCAAGAGCAUGCAGAUUGAGAAAUCAUUUGACGCUCACCCACGCAAGGAGAGCCAGGUGAGGCAGCUGGCAUGGAUUGGUGAUGGUGUCUGGGUUUCAAUCCGGUUGGAUUCUACACUCCGUUUGUACCACGCACACACACAUCAGCAUCUGCAAGAUGUGGAUAUCGAGCCUUAUGUCAGCAAGAUGCUGGGUACAGGAAAGUUGGGCUUCUCUUUUGUCAGGAUAACUGCGCUGCUGAUUGGAGGAAACCGAUUGUGGGUGGGGACUGGAAAUGGUGUCAUCAUCUCAAUCCCUCUGACUGAAACCGUAGUGCUUCAUCGAGGGCAGCUCCUCGGACUGAGGGCCAAUAAGGUGUCACCCACAUCAUCGGGGGGCGUGAUCCACGUAUAUGCAGAUGACAGUAACUCUGAGAAGAGUAGCUUCAUACCAUACUGCUCUAUGGCACAGGCUCAACUCUGUUUCCAUGGACACAGAGAUGCAGUCAAGUUCUUCGUGUCAGUGCCAGGCAAUGUGUUGGCCACCCUGAAUGGUAGCGUGUUGGACAGUCCGUCAGAGUCUCAGGGGUCCUCAGCCCCGACAGACACAGAAGCACAGAGCGUUCAGAACGUGCUGGUGCUGAGUGGAGGAGAGGGUUAUAUUGACUUCCGUAUCGGUGAUGGGGAAGAUGAGACAGAGGAAGCAGAUGGUGAAGCUCCUCAGAUGAAGCCAGCGUUGUCUAAAGCAGAGAGGAGUCAUAUCAUUGUGUGGCAAGUGUCUUAUGGUCCGGAGUGACAUGAACAGACGCCUCCUGCCUGUCCCCCUUUCCGCCCUAUAAGUCCGCCCCCAAAGACGAAGUAUGAAUCCUUUCUGUAACUAUGCCCCGAAUUGUGUACCUAAGCUAUGUACCUACCACAGCCUUGUAACUACCCCUUCAAAGUCUUAUAUUCACCCCGUUAGCCUGUAUUUUCCUACCCUCAAUUAUAACUACCUGUACGAUCCUUCAAUCCACCUUAUAACAUUCCCUUCCCAACAAAAACACACAAAGUUCAAGAACUUCCUGCAUCUUAUGACUGAAUAGCAAUUUUAAAUGAAAUAUAAACAGUUUAAAUCCAGUACCAAACUAUGUUCCUGAAAGAACUGCCCAGUUUUUGCCAAAAACCCUGACCUUUAUUUUUGCAGUCCGUCAGCACACAGCUCACUGAAUGACAGGAACUCAUCAUGACCUCAAGUGACUUCAGAGAUGAGAGGAUUCAUUUUGGAAGAACCAGCUAGAUGUGUAAUGGAAUACAAGAGGGAAAAUGCAAACAAAACCUCAAUAUGUAAAUACUGGAAAGCAUCAUGGACUGCAGAGAGAAAUAAGAGUGAAUACUUGAGGAUAAUCAAAUAAGUGGUCAGGAUUUGUUGGCUAUCUAGCACAACCCAAAUAUGUCCCAAUGCCAUUUCAGCUCAUUAAGUAAAUAUGUAAAAGAAUAUUCAACAAAACUGAUUUAAAAAGCUCAAAAUCACUUCAACCAUUUGCAGCUAUCCAUUUUUCAACCUCAGUGAGAUGUGUGCUGACUAGCACUGCUAAAUUCCCUUUGGGAUUAAGAAUGAGGUUAACAGCUAAACCGAAGCAUUUGAUUGGACGAGGUUUGGAAGAGAUGGUCGUCCCAGUCGCCUUGUAAAUCAUCACUCUGUGUUCUCUGUGUGGUUAAGUAUUAAGAAAUAAACAUG